This is a messenger RNA of Gymnodraco acuticeps, 5380 nucleotides long. RefSeq names its product capping protein inhibiting regulator of actin dynamics (gene cracd). The transcript is spliced from 10 exons. The coding region runs from base 493 to 3996 and encodes 1167 amino acids. The record is from RefSeq and is a predicted model, not a curated record. Gene Ontology annotation, biological process: maintenance of gastrointestinal epithelium; negative regulation of barbed-end actin filament capping. NCBI's taxonomy places the organism in Eukaryota, Metazoa, Chordata, Actinopteri, Perciformes, Bathydraconidae.
UUGUUCAGUGUAAAUAAGAGCUGGUUUGUGUGGUUAUUCCUUCCGCGGAUCUCUUAUCAUUGGAACAUGUUCAACGCCGGUGCUAUUAGUUUCUUCUUUUAUUGGUAAUUACGGAACUUUCUGGAGCUGUAUUAUCUUAUAUGUGGAGUUGACUAAUUCUGCAUCAACUAGCCACAACAGAGUGGCUUCAGGGGGCUUAUGUUGCUUUUAAAACAGCAGAGGCUUUAUUUAGUGGUAUAUAUGCUAAACAAAUUAUCCACCCCGCAUGUGCUUGAAUGAUGCUAAGAGGGAAUGGAGAGCAAAUAAAAACAACAAAGUCCAACUGCAGCGACCCCCCCUCACAAUGUAAACAUUCAGGGUCACUUUCCUGAUCUCUCAUAUGGCUCUGCUCAAUUUUCCGCUCACACUUGAACUCUCCUGCAGUACAGACAAUAACAUCAUCCACAUGCUCACCUCCUUCUUCUCUCACCACAGCCAAGGUGUGCUGUGACCAUGGCAACGGACGCCACGGAAACUAAGCACGAGAUGCUUUUAGAGGUAACCGAAUCGAAAGGCCCAGAGAGAAGACGACAGGGCAAAUUCCAGCCCUUCAAACGACUAUUCGGGAGAAAGAAGAAGAGGGAGGCCAAAGGGGGCUUUGAUGGAGCAGAGCUAAAGGCCAGUUUUUCUACCGGGGAAGUGCGCAAUGGAGUUGUAUCUGACGAUGAGGAGUCCAGUCAAAAUCUGAGGGAUUUGAAUCCCAUCGGAUCACGAGCCCUCUCACACGACAGCAUCUUUAUUCCAGAGGAGCCGGCGGCCGAGGCCGCUCUAGAUCACAGCAUGUCCCAGGAAAACGUCUCGGAUAAAGUCAGGAAUCUGCAGAAGCAGAUAGCACAAGGUAUAAAGUUUGGCCAGAGACCUCCUUCUUUAAGGAAAAGCGAGGGAGAUGAGGGAAGUUCGGAUGAGGAAGAGGUCCCUCGGAGUCCUCUGAAGGUUCUGGCCCAGGUAGAAGCCGAGCCAGCAAUCACAGAGCCAAAGCAGGUCCAGGGGGCUCAUCAAGCCGGACCUCACAGCACCCCAGUGAAGUCAACCAGGUCCAAACGAGUUCUUCCGCCCACUGGUACCAUCGAGUCCAUCAAUCUGGACUCUGUUCCACAGUCUGUUCCUCGCCUGGACAACACCGCUGCCAGGCAUAAGCUGUCAGUCAAACCCAAAAACCAGAGGAUUUCCCGCAAACACAGACGGCUUACACAGGACCUCCAGGAAGUUGAUAUUCCUGGUGUGUUGCAAGAGGACUUCGAAGCAGCAGGUUUCUCCACAGACGCCCAACGCAGAGCAUCUGUUGAGUCCCUAGGAAGCUUCAAGAAACAGAGACUACAUGAGGAGGAGAGACAGGAGACGAGGAGGAGGAGGGACCUGGAGGAGCAGAGACUCAGACAGGAGGAGGAGGAGAGGAGGAAGAGAGCAGCAGAGGAGCUGAGGCUGCGUCAACUAGAGGAGGAGAGGUGUCGUAAACAGCACGAGGAGAAAGAGAGAAAGCUUAGAGAAGAGACGGAGAGGAGGAGGAUUGAAGAGGAGAGAAUAAUUAGAGAGGAAGAUGAAAAGAGGCGACGAGAGGAGGAAGAGCGGAUGCGAAGGGAGGAGGAGGAAAGGAGGGUGCGGGAGGAGGAGAGGAGACGAAUGGAGGAGCAGAGGAGGAAAGAGGAAGAGGAAGAAGCGAGGAGGCAGCAGGAGCUCGAGGCUGAGAAGAAGAGGAAGCUAAGAGAGGAGGAAGAGCAGAGGAAGAAAAAGGAGGAAGCAAAGAAGCUGAGGUUGCAGGAGAUUGAAGAAAAUAAAAGGUUGGAAACGGAGAGGAUGAGGAAGGAGGAGGAGGAGCAGAGGAAGGCUGAGGAGGUGCGCUGGAGGGAGAUGGAGGAGAGACAGAGGCCUUUCUCUUUCAAAGUUUCCUCUGGAGAUAAACAGAUUUUGUUCCAGAAGGUCAACCUGACGCCUGUAACGCCGACGUCCAGCUACCAGAGCGCUGCUGCAGCCGAGCGAAGAGAGAGCGCGUCCUCCUCUGAAGGACCAGAGUCCCCCAACCUGCCAACGUCUCCAUUCGUCCCCCACACCGCCAUCCUGGUGACGGGCGCCCAGCUCUGUGGGACGGCCGUCAAUAUGGACCAGAUCAAAGACAGCGCCUGCAAGUCUCUGCUGGGUUUGGGAGAGGAUAGGAAGGCCCAGGGAACACCACCGACCAAGAGCAAGACCUCGCCGGACCGCAAGUCUGGCAAAACCAAGUCCCUCAACGAGUCCUCACUCUCUACAGACCAGUCUGUCCUGGCAGAAUGGGCGAGCAUCAGAUCAAAGAUAUUCAAGGGGGUGGAGGAGGGGAAAUACGACGAACAGCAAGAACAGAGCAAGAACCAGCCUCAGCCCGGCAGCGAAGACACGCCUGCGUUCUCCCACACCAACCUCAGGAAGACCAUGUCCGCCAGCGCCAAGUUCUCCAUCACUCCUGCGAAGAAGAAGUUUGGAGAUUCCAACAGGAACUCUGAGGUGUUUGGUGCCGAGGAAAAGGAAGCAGGAGAGGAGGGUUCUUCGCCUGAAAGCCCCAUCGCAGCCUCCCCGGCCCCAAGCAGCAAACCUCAGAACAGGACGAGUAAAACCGUCCGAAUCGUAGAAAGAGGGUCAGAGGAGUGUAUGUUUGCCAAAGACCUCCCCUCUUUCCUGGUUCCUAGCCCUGGAGGUAAACCUGAGGCGGCAGAGUUAAAGAGCAGGGGUCGAAGUGAGACGGGGGCGUCUGAAAGUGGAGAGGAGGGAGAGGAGGGAGGCCAGGAAGGCGACGACAAUCCUUCGCCAUUCGGCAUAAAGCUGAGGAGGACCAACUUCUCCCUCCGCUUUCACAGCGAACAGUCUGCUGAGAAAAGGAAGAAGCGCUACAGUGCUGGGGAUAGCUUUGACGGCGUCCCCUCCCCGCUCACCCCCAUGGAGACAGACUCUGAUACCUCCUCUGUCUUUUCUGACAAAUCCAUUAGCCCAUCAUCUCCGCAGAAAGAAGGCGCGGCGAGCAAGUACUUACACGCAUCUUCCUCCCCCGCUGUGCCUCGGGCGAAACCUGGAAAGUCUUCCAGCUCCAGCACACACAGCGAAGGUGAGAAAGUGCUUUCCAAGCCACCCAUCUACAGAAGACCAACCACGUCACCCAAACCAAGUGGAGCCGUCCCCACCCCUCCCCCGUCGCCGCUGCCUAAGGAGGUCCAUGUUGUUGACGCUGUGAUUCAGAGGACAGGGGCCGCAGAAUCGUCCAGCCAGGAGCAGACCCUCAGGAGUGAGGAACAUUCAGCGGUGGCUCAGCUUCACCGCAGCAGCCAGAGCCAGGUCCGAGAGGAGGAGGAGCCGAAGGAGAAGAGAUCCUUCUUCCCCUCAAUCAACAUCCCCUGGAGAGAGAAGACAGACAGGAAGGCAGAGCUCAUCAAGAAAGUAAACCCUGAAAACGGGUCCCACAGACCCAAACAGCACACAAAGGUUAAAGAAAAACCAUCCUUACAGAGCAGGCACUCACUGGACAGUUCGAAGGUCCAGGAGAAGGAGGGGCCCCUGUGGAUCACACUGGCUCUGCAGAAGCAGAAGGGCUUCAGAGACCAGCAGCAGAACAGAGACGACCGCCGCAGCCACAGAGAGGCCAAACUGUCUGAGAAACAGGGCAGAGACAGUGUUACGCUGGUGAGCCCCACAGAGAGCAGAGGAAGCGGCAGCACCAGUCCGUCCUCUAAACCUCAGACCCCAGAGAAGCCCAAGAGACCGGACAGCCUGCUGGGACGCUUUGAGAGGCGAGAACACCUGAAGAAAGCCAACACCUUACCCAGCUCUGUCACAGUUGAGAUUGCAGACUCUACACCGUCGCCCCCUGCUGUCAAGGAGGUGUCAAAGCGCUUCCCCUCCAGUGACUCUCCACAGGUCUCCACGGAGCCGGCCUGGCUGGCCCUGGCCAAGAGGAAGGCCAAAGCCUGGAGCGACUGUCCUCAGAUCAUAAAAUAACUUCCCACUGGACUCUGGCCUGCACAAAGACUGCACACUGCCCCGGACUCUAAAGAACCUGAAGUGUCACCAUCACCUGACCCCCCCCCCAUGAAAACCCUCCUGACUGUGAAACAAGUAAAGCCCUCCAUCACCUCGUAACCCCACACACACUGGCUGGUACUAUUAUCAUGUUAAAGUGCGCUUCACAUUUAAAUACUUCAAUACAAUCGCACAGAUAUAUGUAAACAAUUGUUGCGCGCAUGCAGAUUCUGUAUACAAACACUAAAUAUGUCGCAGUCCGGGGGGCAGGAGCCAAUCAAAUCAUGGCUGGCCAUCGCAAUAGCCAACCCCAAUUUAGUUUUUUUAUUUUGUAGCCAACUGUGUCACAAUGGUUGUAAAUAAAUAAUUUGCUCACACGUGAAAAGGUAAACACUUCUUUAGUGGAGAGGUGAAGCUCUGACAUAUGACAGUGUUUAAUCAACAGAGGGUAACUGUCUGAUUAGUUUUUUAAGGGCUACCAGUAACAAUAAAACGACACGACACUGUUGGAUCUGCUUUUUGACGUCUGAUGGAAGUGUUACAGUUGUUGGUAUUAUUUAUGUGAAGCAGCGGAUUUAUCUAUGUUGAAACGAUACUGCAUCUUCUCUCUGAGCCUUGUUGGUCAUGUACAAAAGAAGCCUUUCUUUCUCUCUUUUUCUACUCAUACUGGAAACCUUAGCAUAACAAUUCUCACUGUGUCCGUGAUGACUGUGAUAGCUGUCAAAGAGGCUAUUGUACAAUUUUGCCAUUAUAAAGUAACCUUACAUCUGUCAUUAUCACACGGUGGGUGCACCUAAACACAGCACUGAAGACCAAAAGUGUUACUGGGCAUUUACAGUGAACUGCACAUGAUCCUCCCCACAGCUGUGUGAUGAUGUGGUUUGGAUUUAUUUUGCUUUGCUAAUGAAAACAGACACAACACCUGCUUGCUGUAACAUACAAUUAUUGUAGCUGUCCUCCCGCAACACACUAGUGUUUGUAGGCUUACGCCAUCACUUCCUCGUAAAUGUGAUAUGAUCUUACGCGAUAUUGUAAGCAUUUCCUCCUAUGAAAAAAAAAGAAUCCUCCAGCUUUCUCAUUUCCUGCCACUCACUAAAUGAUCUGUAUGUAUGUAAGUAUGAACUGUACGGAAGUCAAAGGCGUCUCCAGAGCUUCGGUCAGAAAGAGUCACUUUAUCAUUUUGUUUCUAACGGUCGUGGUCGUGCACAAUAGUGUAGUGUACGCAGUGUUAAAUGUAACGAGAAAAAUGUUUGGUAUUAUUUGCACUUUUUUUCCCACUUAGAGAUAUUCAUGAUGACAUUCCUAAAGAAACACAAAAUGUUAUGAAUAAUGUAAAUUAAAUACUGAUGUCUGAACUGAAAAA